Myripristis murdjan (pinecone soldierfish) is the source of this 4930-nucleotide messenger RNA. It is a transcript of the gene slc6a1b, whose product is annotated as solute carrier family 6 member 1b. The record is from RefSeq and is a predicted model, not a curated record. Gene Ontology annotation, cellular component: cell surface; axon; plasma membrane. The transcript is spliced from 15 exons. Gene Ontology annotation, molecular function: gamma-aminobutyric acid:sodium:chloride symporter activity. The coding region runs from base 548 to 2365 and encodes 605 amino acids. NCBI's taxonomy places the organism in Eukaryota, Metazoa, Chordata, Actinopteri, Holocentriformes, Holocentridae. Gene Ontology annotation, biological process: nitrogen compound transport; neurotransmitter transport; sodium ion transmembrane transport.
UGGUAGAAAUGUUGGAGUUGGGGAGGGUCGACUUUGAGGUGACAUUGACGCUAUGUAGAUGAGAGUGAGGAUCCUGUGCUCCAUGUUACGUCCCUGCUCGCUCCAACUCAGACGGCGGCAGCUCCUUUCCCCGUCUUCUCUCCCCUCCUCUCUUUCAGCACCACUCUUUUUUGGACAGCACCUCGCACUCCAAGACGCAUUUGUCCGCCAUCCUUCCCCCUCAGGAUAAUACAUUUGCACGCAAAUCUCGGAUGCAAAGUUUUUACUUUGGUUUGAUCCAGUAAAAGCGCACGGAAAUAACUUUUUUGUUUCAUUCGGAUUUUGUCACUGGGGAAAAUCUGGCUGUGGAAUUAUUUUACUGGUCGCCUAUCCAUUAAGGUGUCAUCGUUUCUGCUGCUCCUGAUUUUUCUGAUUACCCUGAUUAUCCGUCUUCAGGCGAAUUUUUCUGGGCACUGGGCAUAAAGGAGAAAGAAACUGCUGUUUGCCUGGACCAGUGCUGAAAUCCGCUCUGUCCACUGGCCAGGACUACCCGACAUCCAGAGGUACCAUGGCUACCAACGGGACCAAAGCUUCGGACGGACACGUCUUAACGGAGACGGUGAACGACGCGUCCAACACCACGCCAAACGACAAACCCAAAACCUUGGUGGUGAAAGUCCAGAAGACGAAAAAAGAGAUUCCCGAGAGAGAAACAUGGGCUGGAAAAUUUGACUUUCUUCUCUCUUGUGUCGGAUACGCAAUCGGACUCGGAAAUGUCUGGAGAUUUCCUUAUUUAUGUGGCAAAAACGGAGGAGGGGCCUUCUUGAUUCCUUACUUUUUGACCCUCAUAUUUGCUGGUAUGCCCCUGUUCCUUCUCGAGACGGCUCUUGGUCAAUACACGUCUAUUGGAGGGCUCGGAGUGUGGAAACUCGCCCCCAUGUUCAAAGGUGUGGGACUGGCUGCUGCUGUGCUGUCCUUCUGGCUGAAUAUCUAUUAUAUUGUAAUCAUUAGCUGGGCUAUUUACUAUCUGUACAACUCCUUCACCACUGAACUGCCAUGGCAGUCUUGUGGCAAUCCCUGGAACACAGACCGCUGCUACACCAACUACUCCAUAACAGACACCUCCAACCUCACCAGCGCUGUGGUGGAGUUCUGGGAACGCAACAUGCACCAGCUGACAGAUGGUCUGGAGAAGCCAGGGGAGGUCAGGGUGCCACUGGCCAUCACACUUGCCAUUGCAUGGGUCCUUGUCUACUUCUGUAUCUGGAAGGGAGUCAGCUGGACUGGCAAAGUGGUGUACUUCUCAGCCACAUACCCCUACUUCAUGCUGUUCAUCCUGUUUUGCCGUGGUAUUACUCUCCCCGGGGCCAUGGAUGGGAUCCUUUUCUAUAUCACCCCAGACUUUGACAAACUAAAGGAGUCUGAGGUGUGGCUGGAUGCUGCCACUCAGAUUUUCUUCUCCUACGGGCUGGGGUUAGGUUCUCUGAUCGCUCUGGGUAGCUACAACCCUUUCAACAAUAAUGUAUACAGAGACUCUGUCAUUGUCUGCUGCAUCAACUCCUUCACCAGCAUGUUCGCUGGCUUUGUCAUCUUCUCCAUCGUGGGAUUCAUGGCCAAUGUGACAAAGAAACCCAUCGCUGAUGUGGCAGCCUCAGGACCUGGUCUGGCGUUUUUGGCUUAUCCUGAGGCCGUCACCCAGCUUCCCAUCUCCCCUCUCUGGGCCAUCCUCUUUUUCUCCAUGCUGCUGAUGCUGGGAAUUGACAGUCAGUUCUGCACCGUGGAAGGCUUCAUCACUGCACUGGUGGAUGAAUUCCCUCGGAUUCUCAGAAAUAGACGAGAGCUCUUCAUUGCCUGUGUCUGUCUCGUCUCCUACAUCAUUGGACUGUCCAACAUCACACAGGGUGGACUGUAUGUGUUCAAGCUAUUUGACUACUACUCGGCCAGUGGAAUGUGCCUGCUCUUCCUGGUCUUCUUUGAGUGCGUCUCCAUUUCAUGGUUCUAUGGUGCAAAUAAGUUCUAUGACAACAUCGAGGAGAUGAUUGGCUACAGGCCCUGUCUGUGGUGGAAGGCCUGCUGGGUUGUUUUCACUCCGCUCAUUGUGGCUGGAGUGUUCUUGUUUAGCGCCGUGCAGAUGGUUCCCCUCACUAUGGGUGACUAUGUGUUCCCAGCCUGGGGCCAGGGGGUGGGCUGGUGCAUGGCCCUCUCCUCCAUGGUCCUCAUCCCUGGCUAUAUGGGCUACAUGUUCCUCACACUCAAGGGCACAUACAAAGAGCGUCUGAGGCUAAUGAUCAAGCCGGUGGUGCUGGUGAAGGCCCAGGAAAACGGCCCCGAGCAGCAGACAGAAAACCAGAACCAGAACCCUGCCAACGAGGAAGCUUACAUCUAGAACCUUCUGCCUGUGUCUCUGUCUAAUGGGCCAGACUGGCGCUCCACAUACAGAAAAAACGUAAUCAAGGUUGGGAACAACCACCAGACUUCCACGUCUGCUUUUAUUCACCUACCUCCUGGGGACACGCGAGACCAACCUGAUUACACCAUUAUUUUUAGGGGUUUUUCUGUUUGUUUAUUUGUAUAAUACAGAGUUAUAAAAAUUGUGAGGAAAGACAAACUACCCAGCAAAGUUGUUGUGAUAGUUUGAAUUUCAUUAUGCAAAAAAUUGUUAGUCUUUCUAGAAAAGGAAAUGUGACCUAGGAAAUUACUGUAUUUUGAAUUUAUAAUUUAAAUUUGGAGGCCCGGUGUGAUUCAACAGUAUUGUGCUAAUUUAAAGAUAUUUACAAGUAAUUAAUCUAUUAAACUACAUUACUGUACAAAGAAAACUAUAGAGUAAAUUCAUUUUGCUUGUACAUGAAAUAAAUACAUUAAAUUGAAUGCAAUGUAGUAGGUGAAUAAAUGCAAUAUGAAAAUUGCAAAGAGGAAAUUGAAAAUUGAAUUUAGCGCAAAGACUUUAUGGGAAUGUGCAACAGGUAAGGCCAAAUCUCCUUAUAUGUGUAAAAUAUUAUUUAGCCAGACUAUCAUUCCCUCCCAGUACCCUGCAGUUAUCCAGUAAUGUUUACCACCCAGUUCUGGGACUACCUUUGAAAAGCACAAGUCCAGUGAGGAUUUCAAAGCAUCCGAACCCUUUGGGCAUGAUUGAAUACCUGUGACAAAAGCAAAAAUAACCUAUAUAGUAUAAAUAGCAAGAGACUGUUAAAAUUGUUUCUUUGUUUUCUAAAGCACAGUAACUUUGUAUGUUGUCUGAAUCUUUUUUUAGAAUCACUUUUAGGAUGUUUUCUAUGUAAGAGUGAGAAGGACCAAAAUCAUACUCUCAUGUUCAAAAGAUUGGUGAAGACAUUUGACCCGCUGAUGAUCGCUAAAACAAAAAUCAAGCAUCCCCAUUUGCCUCAUUGCAAAGCAACAGGGUACUUAAUAUCAGCCUACGAACACCAUUUGGAUUUGUGAACCACCACCACCACUAACAGUACAAAUAUAAAGAUGUAACCAUUGCAGAAGUCUGACUUUUGACUGCAUGCAUUCGCAAUGGAGUACUGCUGCACUUUUGCCUGAGAGGAAAUAUUUUGAAAAUGUGUAUUUUGGGCCAUCUCUCAAAUACUGAAAACCAGCUGAUUGAAAAAGAGAUGUUUUGUGUUGCGAUAGGUCUAUGCGUAUUCAGUUCUACUUUCCAGCAUUUGAGAAAGAAUAGGCUGCAAAUGGCUGCUGCAAUAGUAAUGAAGGAUGACAGGGGACUUCUGUGAUAGCUACCGCUACUCUGACUGAAACCGUUACUUAGCAACCCACUCCUCAGGAACAAAGAUGGAAAUGACCAAAUUCUCUCAGAUACUACCGCAAUACACUGAAAAAAGGAAUAAAAAAGUCUGUUUUUCCAUCAGUUUUUUUUUUUUUUUUUUUUUAUCCAACAUGAUUCCCACCAAUAUCAGAACAUAAAAACAUACAGACUACACAAUAUUAAAGCACAUGACAUAUUCAAAAGCUGAUCCAAAUUGUUGUCUCAUUUUUUAGUGCUAUUUCACUAGCAUACGUUUGUUUGUUUUUUUGUUGUUUUUUUUCACGGUCAGAACUGUGAAGGCCUUCAGUCAGUCUUUUUAGCGCAAGCCAUAGUAAGUUUCUGUCCCGUUGCAGGUGCAGAUUUCUAAUAUCUGAUGAUGACAGAAAAACAUUGGCUAGGCCAGAGGAUGAUGUUGUCAAAAGUAUCGCUGGCUCCUUUGACAAGACAACAGGACAUAGUCAGAUAUUAUACAGGCCAACACCACUGAAACUAUUCCUUUUCAUUUGGUAAAGGAAAACCUAUUAUUACAUAUCAAGUUGUUCGGCAAUAUAAAAAAAAGACAUGUAGAUGCUGAAUUUGUGAUGUAGAUGAGUUAACUCCACAAAUAUAUCUCUAUUACUAAAAUAAAGGAUCCAGAAAAUUUGCUUCUGUGGCAGCUACGUGCGACAGGAAUCAGGUUGAAGAUGUCCCUUUUAUUUUGUUUUAUUUUGCAAAGCUAUAUAAAUUAAAAUGUGCAAUGAUAAAGGGUUCCACGAAUUUUGUAUAAAGCUACCAUAAUGCAGUUUCUCUCUUGAACGAUGUUGUAAACUGGACUGUGUAAUACAUGUAUCUGUGAAUGUCCGUACAACCUGAAGUUUUUGUCUAAAUGUUGAAGAAAAAAAAUCUGAUAUUAUUUGCUGUUUUCUGCAAUAAUAUGACCAUCUCAGAAACUAAAGCACAUAUCUUUCUCAAAUGUAAAAAUUAUAAUUACAAUAACAAUAAUAAUAACAAUGAUAGUAAUAAUGACAAUAAUGUAAUAGAAAUGUCUAGUCAGAGAAUAUUGUUUUGUAUAUUUCUAACUGUUUCAUGGGCCUAAUGUAAAAUAUUAUAUGUAAAAAAAAAUAUAAUAAAUGUCUUUAGAUGGUGUUAUAUGAAAAGCAUGAUUGCCAUAUAUGUUAUCUGCAAAAAUAAAUAAAGACCUAUAGAUUA